Populus trichocarpa (black cottonwood) is the source of this 2347-nucleotide messenger RNA. Its product is annotated as cyclin-D1-1. Gene Ontology annotation, biological process: regulation of cyclin-dependent protein serine/threonine kinase activity; mitotic cell cycle phase transition. Gene Ontology annotation, molecular function: cyclin-dependent protein serine/threonine kinase regulator activity. The coding region runs from base 409 to 1392 and encodes 327 amino acids. The record is from RefSeq and is a predicted model, not a curated record. The transcript is spliced from 6 exons. Lineage: Eukaryota; Viridiplantae; Streptophyta; Magnoliopsida; Malpighiales; Salicaceae. Gene Ontology annotation, cellular component: nucleus; cytoplasm; cyclin-dependent protein kinase holoenzyme complex.
GCUAUGCAGAAGUAAGCAAUGAUAAAACCAUAUGUCACCGAAUGAGGGCUGCUCUCCAUCACCUCGCUUCUUCCGUCUCGAAGUGGAAAAUCAAUCUUCCCGGCAAAACAAUAACCCCACCCUUCACACACACUCUUUUCUCCCCCCCUUUCUUUCAUUAAUUGACUUCCAUUCCCAAAAAUAUUUAUAUAUAUAAAAAAACUCGCAUCCUUGAUAUUUAAAUGGCUAUAAUAGCAAUGGAUUAACAUUACUUCUCUAUCCCUCUAGUCUCUACUCAGUACAACUUUCAAAGCCUUGCUAGCUUAGCCCUUCGCCAACCAAGAACAUCCCGAUCGCUUACGGGUGGAAUCUCCAGCCAUAAUUCCGGCGAGAUGGGAAGAUAAUGAGAAACUAUCAUCAAAGGUUGCGAUGUCUUAUUCGGAUUGCUUAUCAGACCUUCUCUGCGGCGAGGAAUCCUCCGAUAUAUUCUCCGGCGAGUCGCCGGGAUGCUCGACGGGCCUCGAAUCUCACGACUUUGUAGAAGAAUCAUCCAUUGCUAGUUUCAUAGAAGAUGAAAGGAACUUCGUGCCUGGUUUCGAUUACUUGUCUCGGUUUCAAUCUCAAUCUCUCGAUGCUUCCGCACGAGAAGAAUCUGUUGCAUGGAUUCUCAAGGUGCAAGCAUACCAUGGAUUCCAGCCAUUAACGGCGUAUCUCUCCGUCAACUAUUUGGAUCGCUUCUUCUAUUCUCGCCGAUUACCGCAAACAGACGGGUGGCCAUGGCAACUCUUAUCUGUUGCUUGCUUAUCACUAGCUGCUAAAAUGGAGGAACCUCUGGUUCCUUCUCUAUUGGAUCUCCAGGUCGAGGGUGCCAAAUAUAUCUUCGAGCCAAGAACAAUUCGUAGGAUGGAACUCCUGGUUCUCAGCGUUUUAGACUGGAGGCUAAGAUCCAUAACACCAUUUAGUUUUACAGGUUUCUUUGCAUGCAAGCUCGAUCCCACAGGAGCAUAUAUUGGCUUUCUGAUUUCAAGGGCUACGGAAAUCAUUUUAUCAAACAUCAAAGAGGCGAGCUUUCUCGAGUAUUGGCCAUCAAGCAUUGCUGCAGCAGCGAUACUUUGUGCAGCCAAUGACAUUCCAAACUUGCCUCUCUUUAAUCCUGAACAUGCUGAAUCAUGGUGUGAUGGGCUAAGCAAAGACAAAAUCAUCAGCUGCUACCGGCUAAUGCAAGAUCUCGUGCUCGACAAUAGCCGGCGGAAAUCCACAAAGGUCUUACUGCCUCAACUUCGAGUAACAAUUCGGGCCAGAAUGAGGUCCAGUGGCAGCGACUCAUCAUCCUCUUCUUCGACAUCAUCUUAUAAAAGGAGAAAAUUAAAUAACUGCUUUUGGGUACAUGAUGACAAAGGAAAUUCCGAGUGAAGGGAGAGAGCAAUAAAAACAAGAGAUUGAAAGUGGGGAGGAAUAAAACAAAGUGGCCCAACAUAUCUAGUAUCCUUAAAUAUUUUCUUCGAGGAUUUGGAGAGAAAAUUGACUCGAGUGAUUAGAUUAUUAGAGAAAAUUAUCUAGUAUAUACGUAUGCAUGAGAGAGUUUGGUUUGAAGAUUUUUUUUAUUUUUUCAGUGGGAUUUUGCCAUUCAUUAUGAAUGGCAUUGCAGAUUCCCAAGGGAAGGGAAUUUGUCACAUUAGAUAUUUUUGUGUGAGGAAAGAAGGAAAAAAAAGAAGCUUGUGUUUAAUAGUUGCAUAUAGUGGAGUCAUCAAGUGUGAAAGAAGUGGGGUGCUGAAUUUCAAUCUCAGCAUUGAUUGUUGAAUGAAUGGGAGGGAGAUGGCGGGACCCUAGUAUUAGGCUCGGCGGAAAAGGAGGCAAAGAAAAAUGAAAUGGGCUGGCAAGACAAGGGAUUGAACUUUGAAAUUUGAGCUCCUGGGCAUGGGAGGUGAUGUAGGCAGAGCUUCUCAUAUUGGCCACCAUGAUUGCUACACCGAGAUAUGUGUGCGUUUCUAUUGAUGGCAUUGUAUAGAACGGGAUAACAUGACCUUCCAACGCAUGUUGAUUGUUUAUAGACUCUGAGAGAGUGGUCUGUGUGCCUGUGCUCUAGCUAGGUGCAUACCACACAAGUGUGUAUCUGUGCUUUUUUGGCGGGAAUUGCCUCUUGGUCCACCUUGGCCUAACAUCCCAUAUAGACUUUGUCCACGCCUGUGGUGGUUACACGUUUGUAAACUUUUUUAUUUGUUUAAUUUUUUUCCAGAGGAGAGGAGAAAAAACCCUCUUUCGGGGCCUAAGUUUAGGCUUGACAACACAAAAGGUCUCUGGGGCCUUUCAUGCGUGUCUGUAUCCGAUUUUGAUCAAUAUAAUAGUCCAAUUCUUAGUUUUUUUUUUA